CACGUGGUGGGUUCUGAUUGGCUGCUCAGCAGGAAGUGUCUCUGGGAGAGAUGCGGGCUGAAAGCGCCCGGUUCCGGUCAUUCCGGUUUCCUGGGUUUGCUUCGGUCCGUGUUCCCGCAUCACUUGUGGAUGGAAACCAGAACCGCGGCGGGGGUCCGGUUCUGGGUUCUGCUGGGUCUGGUUUCCCGCUUCGCUGGUCUGAAGGAUGACGGAGGGGGUUGGUACGGCGAGUCCGACUUCAGGCUGGAGGACGAGGGGCCCUGCAACCUGGACGUUCUGGACGCCUCUGAGCUGUCACACCAGCAGUUCCUGGACAGGUACGCCUUCAGCCGCCCGCUCGUCCUCAGAGGACUCACGGAUAACACGAGGUUCCGGCUGCUGUGCUCCAGGUCCAGCCUGCUCCGAGACUACGGCUCCCGCAGGGUGAAGCUGAGCACGGCGAACACCCACUCCUACAGGAAAGUGGAGGUUCCCUUCCAGGAGUACGUGGACGUCCACCUGCGGCCGCAGUCGGCAGACGCCCUCGGCAGCGACACGCUCUACUUCUUUGGAGACAACAACUUCACGGAGUGGCAGAGUCUGUUCCAGCAGUACGAGCCGCCGCCGUACGUCCUGCCUCACACCAGCGGCGCCUACAGCUUCGGGAUCGCAGGUGCAGGAACCGGCGUGCCCUUCCACUGGCAUGGUGCGGGUUUCUCAGAGGUCAUCUACGGUAGGAAGCGCUGGUUCCUCUACCCGCCGGAAAGCCGGCCUCACUUCCACCCAAACCGCACCACCCUGUCCUGGCUGACGGAGACCUACCCCCACCUGCCGGAGGACGAGGCUCCGCUGGAGUGCACCAUCCGGCCUGGAGAGGUGCUGUUCUUCCCCGACCGAUGGUGGCACGCCACCCUCAACCUGGACACCAGCGUCUUCAUCUCCACCUUCCUCGGCUGAGCUCCGCCCCCUCUGACGCUGCUGACUGAAGCGAGCGCUUUCCCAGCUGUGACCUUUGACCUGACAGCCUGUUUGACCUCAUGAAUGUCGUGUGAAAAAUAAAAUUGAACAGGAAGUCUGGUGG
Oryzias latipes (Japanese medaka) is the source of this 1060-nucleotide messenger RNA. RefSeq names its product jumonji domain containing 8 (gene jmjd8). Gene Ontology annotation, cellular component: nucleus. The record is from RefSeq and is a predicted model, not a curated record. NCBI's taxonomy places the organism in Eukaryota, Metazoa, Chordata, Actinopteri, Beloniformes, Adrianichthyidae. Gene Ontology annotation, molecular function: cis-regulatory region sequence-specific DNA binding.